CCGCCCCGCCCCGCCCAGCCACCACCUGCCUACCCCUCCCUCCCUCCCUCUCCUCCUCUUUUUCCUCUUGCCCCCUCUUCCUUCUCCCUGCUCCUUCCUCCCCCCCCCCUGCUACUCUCCCUCCACUUGCCCUGUUGAGACCGCCCGCCCCGCGGCCAAAGAGAAGAGACACGCCCAAGCUACACCAUGAGCAACGAGCUCCAGCGACUUGUUGGUCGGAAUAUUUUCGUGAUGACCUGCGAGGGAAGGGUCCUGAUCGGAAAACUCCGCGGUGUAGACACGGUCAUGAAUCUCACCAUGUCGGACCUGCGGGAACGUCUCUUCCGUGGCUCAGGCUUGCCGCCGGCCGAAGGGGCUGGUGAGACCUUCAUGGCCGAGCCGGCCGCCGAGGGCGAGGGUGUUGAGGAGAUUUCCCUCGGGACGAUGGUCGUCCGCGGAGACAAUGUCGCGGUUGUCGGUGAAAUCGAUGAAGAUAUCGAGAGCCAGAUCGACUGGUCGUCAGUGGCCGCACUACCACUUCCGCCCAUCAAGCACUAGAGCCGCCACACAAUUCUCCCCCCGCCCACACUCCAGCGCGCGGCCGCGCUCGCCCUUGCCUUUCCUGCCUUUGUGCCGCCCGUCCAUGUACACAUGUUUCCCUCCGCCCCGGCCCCCCCUCCCGCC
Fonticula alba is the source of this 663-nucleotide messenger RNA. RefSeq lists its product as hypothetical. The record is from RefSeq and is a predicted model, not a curated record. Gene Ontology annotation, molecular function: RNA binding. Gene Ontology annotation, cellular component: U4/U6 x U5 tri-snRNP complex; precatalytic spliceosome; U6 snRNP. Gene Ontology annotation, biological process: mRNA splicing, via spliceosome. The transcript is spliced from 4 exons. NCBI's taxonomy places the organism in Eukaryota, Rotosphaerida, Fonticulaceae. Bases 187 to 537 code for a protein of 116 amino acids.